This is a messenger RNA of Trichoderma harzianum CBS 226.95, 1146 nucleotides long. RefSeq lists its product as hypothetical. The record is from RefSeq and is a predicted model, not a curated record. Lineage: Eukaryota; Fungi; Ascomycota; Sordariomycetes; Hypocreales; Hypocreaceae. Gene Ontology annotation, cellular component: cytosol. Bases 181 to 918 code for a protein of 245 amino acids. The transcript has a single exon.
ACGAAACCAGCUUCUUUCACUAGAUAACGUUUAAUUUGCUCGGAAUAGUUUUCUCUUGUUCCAAACUGAUGUUCAGUUGUAAACUCCAAACAAAGUCUCCAUCUACGUAACCUUCGAGUAAGCGCUUCGAAAGGGCAUUCGAUCCUAUAGAGUCAUAUUAUUCUCCCGAAACUAUCCCUCAUGGCUCGAACACUUGUGAAUAUCUCUGACACCAUAUUCGUGGGAGGCAAACAAGGAAAAUACACGGGCUCGGCUGUCAAGACUUCGACGACUUCCAAGCAUCCUCCCGUAUACGUCCCCCAUGGCAAAGGAGUUAUGAGAUACAAGGAUGGCACCAUGUAUGAAGGCGAGUGGGAUAAUGGCAUCUACUCGGGGCACGGGAAAUAUACCACCAAGACGGCCGAAUAUGCCGGCAUGUGGUCUAAAGGCGUCAAGGCUGGCCAUGGAAAACUGACGACCAGCGACGGGCGGGUGUACGACGGCUGGUUCGAGGCAGGCCAAAAGUCUGGAACCGGCACUCAAAAGAAUAACAAAACUGGUUCUAGUUACUCCGGCCAAUGGAAGAAUAAUCUGCCAUUUGGGAAAGGUGUCUGGCGUUGGGCAAACGGAGACUGGAUGGAGGGAACCUGGAACAGCAGUCAAGCCAGCGGAAAGGGAACGACUUUUCGUCACUUUGGUAACGGGUCAAUUUAUGAAGGAGAGACGCAGAAUGGGAAGUUUACCGGCAGAGGAAAGAUUACUUACAGGAAUGGAGGAGUGUAUCGUGGGCUGUGCUUCAAUGGCAUGAGACAUGGUGCUGGAUCAUACAAAUCAAAGGACGGUGUACUAUACGAGGGAACUUGGUCUAAUGAUGCCGAGAAUGGUGCUUUUGUAAUCACCCAUGUGGCCUCUGGUGUUAAGAAGAAGCACAGGUAUUGAGUUGCACUCAGUGAAAGCACUUGGACUAUGUACAUCCUGGAGUAACGAAUCCACUCAGGGAACCAUUUCGUUGAGGUGGAAUAGGCUGGCCUUCUCAACCUUUUAUGAUAGCGUUGAGCUUUCGAUUAACACAAUAGUUGAGAUGAUGGAGCUGUGAUGGCAUAUGAACGACAAAGCUGAUGAUGUAAUGGCACUACCUAUAUAACACAAGCCUGUAGCAGUGAGACA